Stomoxys calcitrans (stable fly) is the source of this 4910-nucleotide messenger RNA. It is a transcript of the gene garnet, whose product is annotated as AP-3 complex subunit delta. The transcript is spliced from 15 exons. Gene Ontology annotation, biological process: synaptic vesicle membrane organization; anterograde synaptic vesicle transport; Golgi to vacuole transport. The record is from RefSeq and is a predicted model, not a curated record. Gene Ontology annotation, cellular component: presynaptic endosome; membrane coat; AP-3 adaptor complex. Lineage: Eukaryota; Metazoa; Arthropoda; Insecta; Diptera; Muscidae. Bases 644 to 3817 code for a protein of 1057 amino acids.
CGAACUUGCAUGGAGUGGUGGAAUGGCCUUUCACCAACCAGAAAACCAUCAAACCCAACAACGUCGUCGUCGUCGCGAAUCCCUGGGACUCUUGAACCACUUGGAAUGCUCUUCCGUAUUUGGACUGGAAUGCACCGCUCCGGAUUUGACUUGUGGCGAAACUAACUAAAAAAAGUGCAUUAAUUGAAUUUUCCUUCGUCGUAUUUUUAUCUUAUCCUCUUCGACAAUGUAAAAAUGUUUGUUGAUGAAAAAAAAAGAGUUAUUUUUCUUAAUUAAUUGAGUGCUCCAAUAACAAAAUAUAUCAAAUUAAUCAACAUUUGUGUGAAAAAAUAUUCUAUACGUGAAAAAGAAGUGCAUGUGCAACCAAAGGCAAGAGAAAAAAUCAAUUUAAAAAAUCUGUCGACAUCAUCAAAUUUGUUUGCUUUUUUUUCGUUGUAUAGUAGUUGUCAGUGGUUCUCUUAUGGUGCAAGUGACCAACAGCAUACCCAUUGGAAGACAAAGAAACUAUACAUUACAAAUCACCAAAUUACCGUAAAAAUACAUAUUCAUGUGCAAAUAUAUAAAAGAAAAUUGAAAGAAAGUUAGAAAGAAAAAUCUCGUUCGCAAGUUCAGAAGUGAGAUUGGUUCAAUAGAAAAGUGAAAAAUGGCUCUGAAAAAAGUUAAAGGCAAUUUCGAACGUAUGUUUGAUAAAAACCUCACCGAUCUGGUACGAGGCAUACGUAAUAAUAAGGAUAACGAGGCUAAAUAUAUUUCCCAGUGCAUUGAAGAAAUUAAACAGGAACUGAGGCAGGACAAUAUAAACGUAAAAUGUAAUGCAGUGGCCAAAUUAACUUAUAUACAAAUGCUUGGCUAUGAUAUAUCAUGGGCUGGCUUUAAUAUAAUCGAAGUAAUGAGUUCUUCGCGCUUUACUUGCAAACGUAUUGGUUAUUUGGCUGCCAGUCAAUGUUUUCAUCCCGAUAGCGAGCUCCUUAUGUUAACCACGAACAUGAUACGCAAAGAUUUGAACUCACAAAAUCAAUAUGAUGCUGGUGUAGCAUUAAGUGGUCUCAGUUGUUUUAUAUCCCCCGACUUAUCGAGGGACUUAGCCAAUGAUAUUAUGACGUUGAUGAGUUCAACCAAACCCUAUCUGCGCAUGAAAGCCGUCCUUAUGAUGUAUAAAGUAUUUCUUCGUUAUCCGGAAGCUUUAAAACCUGCAUUUCCUAAACUUAAAGAGAAACUGGAAGACCCUGAUCCAGGCGUACAAUCCGCUGCCGUUAAUGUUGUUUGUGAAUUAGCACGUAAGAAUCCUAAAAAUUAUCUUCCUUUAGCUCCCGUAUUUUUUAAACUAAUGACAACAUCAACCAAUAAUUGGAUGCUUAUUAAAAUUAUUAAAUUGUUCGCCAGCCUUACCACUAUUGAACCAGCAUUGGGGCGUAAAUUAACUCAACCCUUGAUUGAAAUUAUUUCCAGUACAUCGGCUAUGAGUUUAUUGUACGAAUGCAUCAAUACGGUUAUAGCAGUCUUGAUCAGCAUCAGUAGUGGUAUGCCCAACCAUAGUGCCUCUAUACAACUUUGUGUCCAAAAGUUGCGUAUCCUAAUUGAAGACUCGGAUCAAAAUUUGAAAUAUUUGGGUCUGUUGGCCAUGUCGAAAAUCUUAAAAACGCAUCCCAAAAGUGUUCAAGCGCAUAAGGAUUUAAUUUUGGCUUGCCUAGACGACAAAGAUGAAUCAAUUAGACUGAGAGCUUUGGAUUUGCUCUAUGGCAUGGUAUCGAAAAAGAAUCUCAUGGAAAUCGUCAAACGUCUCUUGGGACAUAUGGAGAGAGCUGAGGGUUCCAGUUAUCGUGAUGAAUUACUCUACAAAGUAAUUGAAAUUUGUUCGCAAAGCUCAUACCUUUAUGUUACCAAUUUCGAGUGGUAUUUAACAGUGCUGGUGGAGUUGAUACAAUUGGAGGCGGGUUCAAAACAUGGUCGUUUGAUAGCGGAACAAUUAUUGGAUGUUGCGAUUAGAGUGCCUGUUGUGCGUCAAUUCGCUGUUAAAGAAAUGACGUCUCUCUUGGAUACGUUUUCCAUUUCAUCGCAAAGCAAUUCGAUGUAUGAGGUUCUAUAUGCGGCCGCCUGGAUUGUAGGUGAAUUUUCAAAUGAAUUGGAGGAUGCCGAGCAUACCCUAAACAUAUUGCUGCGGCCUCGUCAAGUGCCGGGACAUAUACAAAGUGUUUUUGUACAAAAUGUCAUCAAGUUGUUUACGCGAUUGGCCACAACAUGCCUGGAAAACGAGGAUCCUGAUGGUUUAGUACGGUUAUGCAAUCAAGUAUUAGAGAAACUACAAGAAUUUAAUAGCUCCGAUGAUAUCGAAGUACAGGAACGUGCCAAUUCCGCUUGCAUUCUAAUCGAUAUGUUACGAGCCCAAUUUGACGAGGCCAAUAACGAAACGUGCAAUCAACAUGCUGAUUUCAUUGGCACCGACGACCAUCCCAUUGCGAUGCCCAGAUCUUCAACUAUACCCACAUUGGCAAUUGAAAUUGUUCAAGAAAUGGCACUACUCUUUGCCGGUGAUUUAAUACCUGUGGCACCCAAAGCCCAACGCAAAGUUCCUUUACCUGAUGGCCUUGAUUUGGAUGAGUGGAUUAAUCCACCUCCCGAAGAUGAUAGUGAUGAAUCGUCGCACGAUGAUAAAGAGGAACUCUUCGUUAGUGCAUCGGCUCAGUUGGACGAAGGCAAACGGAGACCAAGUGAAGAGUUGACACCCGAGCAAAUUGAACGUCAACGCAUGCAACGUAUGAUCGAACAAUCGAAUAAUCCACACUACCUGAAAUCAUCCCCAUCCACGCCAGAUGUUGGCUCAUCAAAUGCCAGAUCAUUGAGUAGUAAUAAUUCGCAACAUAAUGCCGAUCAAUACGAUAAUAUCGAUGAUAUACCCAUAACAGAGUUGUCAUUGGAUAUUCCAUUGAAAGUGGGAGCAACAAAACGAUCUGAUCAAUAUAUACUGCAAGAGAAAGCCAACAGUAAGGAGAAGAAGAAACAUAAAAAAUCGAAAAAGAGUAAAAAAUCAAAAUCAAAAACCACUUACAAUUCCACUUCCGAAUCUGAAGAUGAACCCAAACCGAUGCAUAUUGUCAACACCACAUUGGAUAUGCCUGAAGGUGUUGCAUUGUCUGAUGGCGAUGAUAAGGAUGGUAAAUUUGAUUCAGAUGAUCCCCAUAGAGCAUUGGAUAUUGAAUUAGAUAUACCCGAUUUGGAGGAACCUAAAUAUCGAAAUAGUAAAAAGGAUUCCACCGAACAUAUGAUUGCAACGGAAAAAGAGAAAAAAUCAAAAUCGUCCUCGACGACUAGCCACAAAAAGGAAAAAAAGAAAGACAAGGAUAAGGAGAAUGACAAGGAUAAAGACAAGUCGUCACAUAAGAAAAAGUCAUCAACGAAAUCUUCGUCGUUAGCUGUAAAUAAUAACGAAGUGAACAGUGCCAAUCUGUUGGGAACUUCUCUGGAAGAAUUGGAAGCACCCAUUAACAUUUCCAAUGCAAUCACCAACACAACCGCCGCAAUCAUUCCUCCAUUAGAAACGACCCUGGAGAAGCGAAAGAAACACAAGUCCCACAAAUCAUCUACGUCAACAAAGGAAUUGAAAAUGUUGCAAAAUAACGAUAAUGACCCCAUUGAUACUUCUACUAAGACUACCUCCAAAAAGAAGAAGGAUAAGAAGGAAAAGGAGCACCAUCACCAUCACAAGGACAAGAAAAAGUCUAGCCACCACCAGCACCACCACCACCACAAGUCAUCUGCGGCAACCAAUGACUAUGAGGAAGCCCUGGGCAUUUCAACGCCCAGUAAAGAAAUUUUUUAAGUUGGACUUUUGUAUUCAAUAUUUUAUGAAAAGUCAAAGUAAUAUUUUUAAUUGAUUUAUUUUAGUACUGAACAGAAAUAUUUAUAUAAAUAUAUAAUCAAUGCAUACUGAUGAAGCAAGUAAAAAGAAAAAAAUGCCCUGAUUUUGAAUCUAUUUAUUCGUUUUAUUUUUUUCUCAAAGAAAAAAAUUGUUGGCGGUUUUUGUUAUAUAAAAAAUAAUUUGUGUAAACAAAAAAAAGGAAAAAACAAAAGAACACGUACUGUAAAACAAUUUAUGAACAAUUAUUUACAAAAUCAAAUAUACAUAAAAAGCAUACAUAUUUAGUUUAUAGUAAAAGAAGAGGAACCCCCUAAGAAGAAUAUUUCAAAUGCAAAAUAUUAAUAUUUUAUAUAUAAUCAUAUAUUGUAUAAAUUAUAUUUAAUAACCAAUAAACAAUAAUAUUCCCUACAUACAUACAUGCGAUAUAUAAAAAUUCAAAAUACAAUUGGCAUAAGCAUCUCUCUGAACGCAGAACAACCAGCAACACCCAAUGAUCAAUCUCUAAUUACGUCCAUAAUUUUAAAAAUACAUGCUUACAUGCACAUUUAUAUUUUUGAAUUUAUUAUAAUUAUUGCUAUGAUGACAGGUGAAAUAUCUCAUUUAAUGUAUUGUUGUUGCUUCUCUAUCGAAAAUCAAUCAAGUAUACAAUUUUCCGAUUCCGUUUAUGCUAUUAUUCUCGAGUUAUUAAGUUAUAUAAUUCACACAUAAGAAAAAUCAUUUCACAUAACCAUUUGGUUCACGAUUCCAUAGAACGAAUGUGUUUCAUAUUUUAAUUGUUUUAGUCGCACGGCCGCUAUCGCCUCAAAGGGACCGAGAUCAAGUGAACAAAAUAUUUUUUGAACUUUUGAAAAAACGAAACUUUUAAACAUUCUGUCGAAGACUAAUUGGUUUUCAAUGAUUUUGACUAUUUUCGGUUAUUGACCAACUAAUAACUAAAUCACAAGUUUUACCACCAACCCAAUAACAACCUAAACCCAUAAGUUAUUCAACAUUAUGAGAUUCAUAAAAACAAAUAUUAAUAAAUAAAUAAAAGAAAACUGUUUGAAACUGCAAA